GGACCACUGCAUUACAAAAUUGAAUCCUUUUCUAAACUGCUUGAUCUGAGUUCUGCCGAUUUGUGAAGUGUGUUAGCCACUUUUGACUUUUAGGCUCUCCUUUAAAUUUAAUUUGAUAGAGCAUCACCAUGUCAGUGGCGUUUGCGCCUCACAGGCCGCGCGGGAAGGGUGACAUAACACCCGCCGGAAUACAAAAGUUACUUGACGAAAACAACCAGCUGAUCCAGUGUAUAAUGGACUUCCAAAGUAAAGGCAAAACAGCAGAAUGUUCACAGUAUCAACAGAUGCUGCACAGAAAUUUAGUGUACCUGGCCACGAUAGCAGACUCCAAUCAGAACAUGCAGUCUCUUCUCCCUGCUCCGCCCACUCAAAACAUGCCCAUGGGCCCUGGUGGGAUGAACCAGAGUGGACCCCCACCUCAGCCUCCUCACGGUCACAACAUGCCCUCUGAGGGUAUGGUCAGCGGUGGCCCUCCAGCCCCACACAUGCAGAACCAGAUGAAUGGACAGAUGCCUGGGCCUAAUCACAUGCCCAUGCAAGGCCCCGGUCCAGGCCCCAACCAGCCCCCAAACAUGCCCAGUGGCUCUAUGAAUAUGCCUCCCAGCGGCCAUGGCUCGAUGGGUGGUUACAAUCACGCCGUCCCUUCUUCCCAGGGCAUACCAGCUCAGAGCCAAAUGAACAUAACCCAGGGCCAGCCCAUGGGAAACUAUGGGCCACGGCCAAACAUGAACAUGCAGCCCACUCAAGGCCCCAUAAUGCACCAGCAGCCUCCCUCUCAGCAGUAUAACAUGCCUCCUGGUGGUGGUGCACAGCACUACCAAGGACAACAGAACCCAAUGGGCAUGAUGGGCCAGGUCAACCAAGGGAACCAUGUCAUGGGGCAGAGGCCAAUGCCGCCCUACAGACCCCCACAGCAAGGACCCCCUCAGCAGUACCCAGGGCAAGAAGACUACUAUGGCGACCAGUACAGUCACGCAGGACAGGGAGCCUCAGAAGGUAAUGCCCAGUAUGGCCAACAGCAGGAAGCGUACCAGCAAGGCCCUCCCCAGCAGCAGGGCUACCCUCCUCAACAGCAGUAUCCGGGUCAACAGGGCUACCCACCACAGCAGCAGGGCUAUGGUCCUACCCAAAGUGCCCCAGGACAGUAUCCCAACUAUCCUCAGGGGCAGGGACAGCAGUACGGGGGCUAUCGCCCUCCUCAACCUGGAGCCCCACAGGUCCAGCAGCAACGCCCUUACGGCUAUGACCAGGUGAGUAUACCCACAACACCGGACAGUCACAGCGACUAGUCCAUACAUCGGUCUUAGUUUGUCCCCUAUUCAGUUUAUGACUAAGUGUAUAUUUUGUGUAGUGACACCAAUAUGAGUGAAGUUAGAAUGUAAAUAUUAAAAGGGAGUAUGUUUUGCAUGCUGACAUGCUGGCAAAUUGGGGGGGUAAAUCUGUUCUUUCCAAAAGAGUGUAUGUGUUACUAUAUUGUCUUUUCACUUAUAUGGCUACGAAGGUAAAAUAAAUAAAUUUAGUGAAAUAUGAGGGCUUUAUGAGGAUUCUUCCUGAAACGUGAUGCAGACCGCUGUAGUGUUUAAAAAGGGAGAUCUAUUUGUUGCCCUGCAUUUCCUGUGGUCUUAUGUGGGGACCACAGCUACACUUUGAUAUCUUUAUCUUUGAAUAUUCAGGGGCACAUCAGGAAAUAAAGACCCGGGGAUUUGAACCCCUGACUAGCUCUGUAAGAAGCAAAGGUAAUGGUUGCUGUGAAGACCUCAACGUCCAAUCUAGACGUUUGACCACCUAGCCUUAAUUUGCAUUUGUUUUGAUUCUUCUGUCUCUCCUUUGUCUUUAUCUCUCUUCCAUCUUUCUCUUUUUUGUUAUUUAAUGAUUUUUUUAUUAAAGUCUUUGGUACUAUCUUUAUAUUUUGUUAUCAACCAGGGGUCGAAUUGUAAGUUAUGAGGUCCAGAAACACAGCAUGCUUUAGUCUGCAGUGAGGCAGCCAAAAGCUUAGUGCUUUGGCUGGGUCAUUAAUCUCUUCAUUUUCCUUUACUGGUUUUGAUAAUUUCACUAUUGUGCUGAUGAGAACGCCAGAUAUAUUUGAAUUGAAAUGUUUUGUAUAUCGGGAUUGUCGGAUCAAAAGUUUGUGUAUCAAAAUUUGUGUCCAUUGUAUUUUGCCUCCAUGCCAAACACAUACUUCGACCCCUGUUUAGAACUGCAUCAACUGCUUUUGUCGCACUUGAAACAAGUGUCUGCUAUUUAAUAUGGAAUAUCUUGUGUCCUCAGCCAUGUUGCUGCUGAAACCUCAGGUAUAAACUUAGAAUAUAAGAGCUCUCAAGUUGUGAGGCUAUGCUGCCACCUGCUGGUCAAUACCAGCACAUGCAGCCAUAAAUCAUGGUUGGCAUUAUGAUGCGGCACAAACCCCAGAUGUUUGUUUGCACCCUAUCGGGAUUGCGUGAAUAACAGCUUUGACUGUGCGUUCUUCGAGAAGGUUCAGUAACACCGAGUCUGUCACAUUUCUCCCCACAGGGCCAGUAUGGGAAUUACCAGCAAUGAGAGAUGGUCACAGCAACCCACACAGCUCCGUUAUGAUCUGUCUGAGCUUUGACCUCUGGUCAAAUGCUAAGCAGACCUAAAUGAUGGUUGUAGCUCACGGAGAUUCUCAGACAAGAACAUGCAACACUCAAACAUACAAGAUACGUCCCCCCCUCCCUCCCUUCUCUUUGGGCUCUGAUCCUCGCCUAUAAAAAUGUAUUCUGUUUAUCAUGUACAUUGGCCCUCACCCAGUAGGUCUCAAAGCAGCAAUGCCUUAAAAGUGGAACAGCCUUAUCCUCUGGCAUUGCAGAUUGUGAAGCGGGCUAACACAACUUUGGAUAUCAGAGAUGAUUAAAAUGUACAGUUUCAGUCUACUGUGGUGCAUUGUUUCUCGAUCCUUCAGCUCCUUGUUCAUGAGAAGCAAUAAUGCCAGCACUAGGGAAAUGUGUGGGGUCUUGGAGAUGAAAUAAUGCACCAGAUGAACUUCCGGCUAGGCCAUGGUACGUGUCUUGAUGUAUGUGAUGAUGUAAAAAUAUAUUUUAUGCUUUUUAGAUCAAGCUAACUUUGUAUAAGACAUUGGAAACUAGUACUUUAGCUGUGUUGUUUAUUUCAUGAAG
Messenger RNA from Cyclopterus lumpus (lumpfish), 3134 nucleotides. It is a transcript of the gene ss18, whose product is annotated as SS18 subunit of BAF chromatin remodeling complex. Gene Ontology annotation, molecular function: transcription coactivator activity. The record is from RefSeq and is a predicted model, not a curated record. The coding region runs from base 129 to 1289 and encodes 386 amino acids. Lineage: Eukaryota; Metazoa; Chordata; Actinopteri; Perciformes; Cyclopteridae. Gene Ontology annotation, cellular component: nucleus. The transcript has 9 exons. Gene Ontology annotation, biological process: positive regulation of transcription by RNA polymerase II.